UAUUUCAGCAACGACGAAAGUUUCUGAAAUCAGUAAAGGGUUUUGGGAUAAUUAUAUUUCAGAUUUAACAUUGCAAAAAUAUAGUUCACUUUCUUCGAUAUUUGAACGAUUGUUUCAGGAUUUGUUGAUGAAAUUUCAAUAAAUAUGAAGGAUCUUAUCAUUGUAAAUUUUAGCAUUAUGCAACUUGAGCAUUUUAAAUCUCCCAGGUUGCAUUUCCAUUUACCAUUUUUCAAUUUUAAAUUAACUUUAAUAAAUUCUAUAUCAAUGUUUAGAGUUUGGUUGUGAGAGAAAGAUUGUCACUAUCUCUGUUUUAUUUAUACUCAACAGAUGGCGGAUAAAUACUUCAGACUUGUGUGUUUUGUGGUGAACAUAUGUCCAGAACCUCUAAGAGAAUUUUUCAUCAAGCUUGCUAAGGAUGAUUCUAGCAUAUCUUAUACGGGCAUCGGUGCAUACCUUUCUCAUAGACACCCAGACGUGUUGAAACUUAAGAGGAAGAGAAAGAUUAGAGAUGAUCAGUAUGACUUACUGUAUCCUGUUCAAGGCACCGCUGAUGUAAACAAGUGGGAUGUUACCCUUCUUAUUACAUUGAUUACAGAAAUGUUUGAUGCAAGUCUUCAGCCAAUGCAAACAUAUCUUAUGAAUGAAAUUCGUGGGAUAAGAAACCAAUUGCAGCAUCUUCCAAACACAUCAAGCAUGUCCGACAAAGAUUUUGAUAUCUAUUGGGGACGCCUUGAUACAGCGGCCAUGACUUUAGCUAAGGAGAUGUUUAAUGCUACACAUGAAGCUGAGUUUCGCCAGAAAAUUUGUGAUGCUAAAACUAGUCACCUACCAGAUCUUGGUGAUGCUUUACGGAUAUGGUAUGAAGAAACAAUUCGGCAAAUGGCGGACACAAUUCAGGAAAUGAAAAUCAAAUUAGAUGAAGUUGGAUCCAAUACAAAAGAAACAAUGUCAAUUCUAAGGAAGGUGACUGUAGAAAAACCAGGGCCUGCAGGGGACAAAAACAAAAUAUUAAAAACUGCAGACAGCAUCCUGAUGAGUCUUCAAGCAAGUUUUGAAACAACAAUGAAGGAAUUACCAGAAGGUUUCAAUGCACCUUCAGAAGUUGCCGACAUCCGAACAAAGCUAAGGGAUAGUCAUCACGUGAUUGUGACCGGAAGUGACAACAGUCGUUACUUUGAAACAACUCUUGCAGCCAUAAAAGGAAUGGAUUAUAAUUACAAACGAAGUGUCGAAAUGCAUGAGUCUUCGGACUGGCGCCAUAUCGAUCCUAAAGAUGUUGAUUUGGUCCUCUGCAGAAAUCCGUUUGGAAGUUUUUCGUAUGAUGGAAACAAGGCUAAAAGUAUGGAUGAUAUAUUCAACAGGAUGAUGCAUACUACGAAAGGAGACGGUGACAACAGUUUAGACAUAAUCAUGAUAACAGACUCGAAGAUUCUGGCGGAAUGCAAACAAUUCCAUGAUCACGACAUCCUUGAAGACGUUGUCAAGGUGUUUGAUAAUACAAGCGAGACUCAUCCGGUAGACCUUACACAUGAGUGCAGAAAUCAAGAUGUGCACUCAACUUGCUCAGCAGUUAGCAACAACUUGAAAGUCAUGACCAGCAACCUCCUGAAGCAAUAUAGAAUCAGCAGCAGUCAAGUUGACGAAGAAAUCCUCAGAAAAGCUAGGCUUAAAUUCAAGUCAAAUAAAGCAAUUGUGUUGACAGGCCCUAAGAAAUGCGGAAAGACAUCAGUAGCAGUCGCCUUAGCUUCUUCUUAUGAUCCAUCACAGUGUAUACUUCUGACUGAAUCAAACGAUUUCAAGACAAUUGAUUUAAAGAAUACCUGUUUGGUAAUCAUUGAUGAGUUUGCCGGAAAGUACUGUUACGAUGAGAAAGACGUGUAUAAAUGGUACAGUAUGUUUGACCAUUUGUAUAAUACCAUAACGGCAGGACAGAUGAACGUGAUAAUCACGUGCGAAAAAAGCAAACUGGACAAAUGUUGCGACGAGGUUUCACCACACCCAGUGCUUGAACACAGAGUAAGCAUUCCCGAACGAACCAUUGUCAUCAAACAAGAGAUACUUCAAAGUACAGAACUUGUUACAGAUCCGCUGUCUCCGAUUCAUGGGCAUCAAAGAGUAACACAUAAUCGGGCAAACAUUCCAGAUGCACAGGGAUUAACAAGUUCACAUGUAUGGUCAAUCAAGGAUAAACAUAAGCGUAAAACCCGGGUAAAAGGUGACAGAUAUGUAUGUGAUAUCCAAGGUUGUUGCCUUUUACCUUCUGGAGAGAUUCUGUUAGCAGACAACACAAACAAAAGACUGAAGAAACUUGAUUCCAGGUACAAGGUGAUCAGUGUGUUAAAUAUGGCUGUACCUUCCAGUGAUGUUUGUUAUAUCGGUGACAAUGUAGCUGUAGUAGCUGCAUUCUAUCAACUGAAGUUUGUGGAUAUUAGGGGCGGUAUGACAUUCACCAGGUCCGUUGAUACAGAUGAUAGGUGUUAUGGACUGGCCUAUGGUAAUAAUCAGCUAUAUGUUAUAGAUGGCAAGUCCGUCUAUAUAUACAGUAAAGAUGGUAUAAGGCAACGUAUUCUAUAUACUCAUCAGUCUAAUUUGCGCAGUAAUAAAAUUGCACUAAAUGAUGAUGGGAGUUUGAUAUACAUCUCAAACUUAAAUGGUGGACUUGUUACCAUUGACAGCUCAGGAAACCACCUGUACACAUUUACUGAUUCAGAACUCGGUGGAGCCAGUGGAGUUUGUGUAGAUGGUGAAGGUCAUGUCUUGGUACCUGGCUAUUCCUCAGGCAAGAUACUACAGCUUAGUUCUGAUGGUAAGAAGAAACUGGGAAUCAUAUCACAAGGAUCUGAUUACAUAUACUCGACAAAAACAUUGUGUUUUGAUAAAGAAAAUACAGUCUUGGUAGUAGCUGGUAAUGAUGAUAAUAUUACGGUUUUAAAACUGCAGUAAAAAAAAAACAUAUCUGUGACUUGACUGUUAAAUGUAUACGACAAAAAAGUAAUGUUUAUGGUAUUUUUAAUAAAUGUGCAUGUUGAAAUUUUAUUUUGGUUUCGCCUCCUUACAUCGCCUUAUGUUUGUGUUGCGAGAAUGUGAAUGUCGUACAAGAGUAGGUAUUAAAAUGUUUUAAA
This is a messenger RNA of Mercenaria mercenaria, 3122 nucleotides long. RefSeq lists its product as uncharacterized. Lineage: Eukaryota; Metazoa; Mollusca; Bivalvia; Venerida; Veneridae. The transcript has 8 exons. Bases 328 to 2943 code for a protein of 871 amino acids. The record is from RefSeq and is a predicted model, not a curated record.